AUGGCACUAGCCAAUCAGAAGAAGGCGCCGCAGAGGGUGGAGCUUAGCGAGGAAAUCCUACAAGCAUCUGGAAACGACCAUUUUCGUCAAACUGCGGGUAGAGUCUUUCUCCCCGACAGGUGGAUCAGUAGUACAGUCCGUAAAAUUGGUUUUGGAGCUUCGCUGAGCCUCCUGGGCGUAGGGUUCCCGGGAAAGUGUGGAGUGAGCCGCAGCGCCCUGGGGUCUGGCGGGGUGACUGAAAGAGGGAAUGGAAGCUGGAUGAAGAGGGUUGAGGGAGCUUUGGAAGCCAGACCCGGCGCUGUCCUAGGGGCUAGCACUACCCACGGGCGGAGGGAGGAAGGGGGCGGUGGCAGGAGGCAGGAGGGGGGUGGAGCGCGGAGUGGGUUUUCGGGUGCCGGAGAAGAAAGGGGGCGUUAUUUGAAAGAAGGGACCGGGACCUGGCGGGAUUUAGGGGCGAUGUGGACCCGGGGCGACCUGUGUAAUGGAUGGGUUGUGCGAGCAACACAGUUUUGGGGUGACCCAAGAACGGAGUAUCAUAGGGAGUGGUUAGGCUCCAGAUGGAGGUGGGUGCAAGGAGCACAGUCUUUGGACCUGGACCCAGCGGUCUGCGACGACGUGCUCCGCUCACUGCUGAGUGAUCUAGUGCAAGUUCCCGCACCUCUCUGAGCCUCAGUUUCCACAUCUGUAGAUGGGAAUAACAAUCAUAUACGACGCACAAGAUUGCUGUGACGAUUUAGUUAGAGGAGAUGAUGCGUGUGCCUCCCUGCCUCGUGAUA
This is a messenger RNA of Homo sapiens (human), 776 nucleotides long. RefSeq lists its product as uncharacterized. The record is from RefSeq and is a predicted model, not a curated record. The transcript has 2 exons. Bases 1 to 666 code for a protein of 221 amino acids. NCBI's taxonomy places the organism in Eukaryota, Metazoa, Chordata, Mammalia, Primates, Hominidae.